Messenger RNA from Loa loa (African eye worm), 838 nucleotides. RefSeq lists its product as hypothetical. The transcript has a single exon. The record is from RefSeq and is a predicted model, not a curated record. NCBI's taxonomy places the organism in Eukaryota, Metazoa, Nematoda, Chromadorea, Rhabditida, Onchocercidae. The annotation marks the transcript as partial.
GGAGUUGUGACAACAAAACCAAUCAUACAAUAAUAAACCUGAAUUGUGGAUUCAAUAACUCUUAUUUAAUGAAAGGAAAUAUUAUUCUGGACGUGAACAAUAACACUGAUGAUAAAUCAACAACGAAUUUGAAUCAAACCCAGGAAACGAAACGACAAAACGAUUACUUCUGAUGGAAAUUUCCCUAGAAGAAACGUUUAACCCAAACAAUGUGAAGUUUCAAUAUAUCUUUGCUUCUCUCAGACGAGAAUUCAUCCAAUUACUCAAGGUAACCUGUCAAAGAAGCUGCCAGAAUAGAAAUAACUUACUAUAUUUGAUUGAGAUGUCCGGAAAUUAUCCUACUCUGGCUGCAGAAAUGCUACUGCAAAGAAAUGAUGUAAUAGGUAGGAGGGAAAUUGGGCAAUUACUGGUAGCACCUUGUAAGACUAAUGGAAUCACACAUCGAGUUCAGUGGAGGAUUAAAAGGCAAAUUUGAAGUCGAGAGAAUCAAUGCUGAAUUGGAACUUGUAAGUCACUAUCACGAUACAAUUAACUUAAUAUCAUAUCAACAAGAAGACGACUCUAUUUGGGAAGAAAUCACAAAGGAAGGACAACAAUUGGCAAACCAACUAGUGAAAGAACUCGACCAAGUCAAAGAUUCGAUACAAGAAAAAUUGAAAAACAUAGUGAAUCAUUGGAAAUUAAUAACCAUUUGCAUAGAUAUUCUGAUUAUAUCAAUCGUAUUAAUCAUUAUCAAGUUGAAAUUCGAAUUAUUUAAAUCCAUAAUUUGCCUACCUCAUAGACGAAAUUCACGUUCAAUAAAUAUCAUUAUCCUUCCUACAAAUUUAGUAGAAACCCA